CUCCAUGCCACUGCGGCGGGCUAAUGAAACCUCGAGGGCGCCGCGACUCCGCUUCGAACUGCCCGCGAAUGAGCCUCGGCGCGCAGGCAAAGAAUCGUCCGUAAGAUGCGGUACCUGAAACGAAAAUGCCGUCGCCUCGACCCGAAGAAGAUCCGUGAACACGAAAGAGGACCGUGAUCAAGGAGGAAGAUCGGCGAACGCGAAACGGUGAACACUGAUCGCGUCCGAGCAUCGACCGGCUGGCGAACCGACCAUCGGAGCUCGUUGGUUGCCCAUCCCGCGCGAAGAGAUGUGAAACGUCCGUUUUCUACAGCCUUUUGUUUUCCGUUGUACCGUUUUGUUGGAACGAAAUCGAGGAACGGUUCCGUUGGCUCGCGAUACCGUCUCGGUCGAUCGAUCGUCGCGCAACGUUUCGAAUCCUGGAUUAUGAUCGACGAGCUCGCGGCGGGACCAAAACAGCCGGAGGAUCCUUCGAGUCCCGAUUCGGCGAGGAGCACCGUCAGUCGUCGCGGGGCGAUCGACGAGCAACGAGGACGAGUCGAUCGUUCUCCGUGUUUCGCGUCGAAUGGUGACACUCGAUGGUGUCACCGUCGGGGAGUCGUUCGGAACAUACCGAGACGUCAGCGAUCGAGAGGAAGAGAUCCACAACGUUUCCGUGAUCCAUCGACGAUCCUCGCGGUUCUAUCCCAGUAAUUCGUGGCCUUGCAACUCGGGAGCAUGUGACGGAGCGGUUUUUUCUUAUCGUCCCAGUGCCCCGUCUGACGUCUUCGUUCCAGGAGCGUCUCCGUGGCUCGUCCUAACCCCGUUACGAUCGGCCCCUCGGGCAUACUAACGGAAGAGGAGAUUUGAUUAGUGGAAAAGUGCGAGGAAGAAGGGCGGAAGAAGAGCGGGAUUCCGGGCGGCGACAGGAUCGUCCCCGUGUUUAACCGAUCCAACGAACGCGGGAACACCGGGGGAAGACGGAGAGGUGUCUUGGAAGAAUACGGAAGAUUCCUAGAAGCGGCGUGCUGCGACACGGCCGCCGCUUUCCCUCCUAAUUACGAUAUAUUAUCGAGUACGCUGGUUGGCGGGUCCAAAAAACGUAGAGUAUUUUUAAUAGGCGCGGCACACGCACGCCGUGUGUCCUGGUGGCUGGUAAUUAAGUCUAGGGUUAAUCGACGUUCUAACGUUUAAAGAGGAAAAGGAAGGAAGAUCAACGUGGUCCAACUAAUAGGAAGCGAUUUAGCGCUGUGGUCCAAACUAAUAGGAAACGACAUAGCGUCGCGGUCCAACUAAUAGCUACUUAGGUUAUCCGUGAUUGUCGUGGGAACUGUACGCGUAUCUUUGUGCAGCCUGUGGCCGUCGCGUGUUGUUGUUUACGAUUCGAUCGCCGAAGUUUACCGCGGAUGAGAGUUUCCUUCGUCGCGGCAGGUACGUUUCGUCGGUCUAAGUGUUCGCGUGUCGUGCGUCUGUGUGUACCUAGUCGCGAUACUGUCGCGUGUAUCGCGCGAAACCACCCCUGCGUAUGCCGUACAUUUCGACGGUUCCAUCGAAGGGGCCGAGACUGGCACUGUGUCGGGUCGUUUAGGCGAUCGAGACGGUACGCGUUAAUCGAGUAAACGUAUCGUCUCGCGGGACCAGUGUACGUGAACUUUCCUAAACAACCAAAACGACCACGGGACGGUCCGUUGGUCGACGUGUGUUCGCAUCUAUGAAGGUGAACUCUGUGAAAUUCAAGAUGUGUCAUCGAGCAAGGCACUAGCUAUGACGACUUCGAGCAGAUACAGCAGCUACAACUGUCUUACCAGCUGGGACAGCUAUGACAGAAUACCAAGAGUUCGUGUCGAAUACUACGUGAACGAGAACACGUUCAAGGAACGACUUCAGCUGUACUUCAUCAAGAACCAACGUUCGAGUCUGAGGAUACGAUUGGCAAAUCUGUUUUUUAAGCUGUUAACAUGCUUCUUAUACAUAUUCAGAGUCAUCACCGACAACGACCCAACUUACGCGACUUGUUAUGGUUGCACGCCCGGCAACAAGACCGAGUUCCUCGCGUCCCAGAACCUCACGGAGGAAGAAUUUCAGGAGCAUCCGACCAUCAACUGGGACGCGAUUUUAUGGGUGAGAAGACCGUUGGAAUUGUGGGUCGUCCAGGUGAUCCUUGCAAUAGUAUCGCUUACGGAAGCCCUGCUACUCGCCUACUUAGGUUACAAGGGAAACGUCUGGCAGCAGCUUCUCUCUUUCCACUUCAUCCUGGAACUAGUCAACACGAUACCAUUCACGAUUACGUUGCUUUAUCCACCAAUGCGAAACCUAUUCAUUCCGGUGUUCCUAAACUGCUGGUUGGCAAAGCAUUCCUUGGAAAAUAUGUUCAAUGAUUUACACAGAGCUAUGCAGAAAUCCCAGUCAGCUUUAAGUCAGCAACUGAUGAUCCUUAGUGCAACAUUACUGUGCCUUGUCUUCACUAGCGUAUGUGGGAUCCAACACUUCCAGAGAGCGGGGCACAGGCAUUUGAAUCUGUUUCAAAGUACGUACUACGUGGUGGUCACGUUUUCCACGGUCGGUUACGGGGACUUUGUACCUGACAUUUGGCCCUCGCAGCUCUACAUGGUCAUCAUGAUCUGCGUUGCUCUCAUCGUGCUACCCACGCAGUUCGAGCAGCUGGCUUUCACGUGGAUGGAAAGACAAAAGCUGGGCGGCUCGUAUUCAUCGCACAGAGCGCAAAGCGAGAAACACGUGGUGGUGUGCAGUACAACGCUGCAAGCUGACACCAUCAUGGAUUUUCUAAACGAGUUUUACGCCCAUCCGUUGUUACAGGACUAUUACGUGGUACUGUUGUCGCCAAUGGAACUGGAUACCACGAUGCGAAUGAUUUUACAGGUGCCCAUCUGGGCACAAAGGGUAAUCUACAUUCAAGGAUCGUGUCUGAAGGAUAACGAUCUCACCAGGGCCAGGAUGAACGAGGCGGAAGCCUGCUUUGUUCUUGCAGCGAGGAAUUACGCCGACAAAACCGCUGCCGACGAACACACGAUACUUAGAUCGUGGGCAGUGAAGGACUUCGCACCAAGCGUCCCUCAGUACGUUCAAAUCUUCCGUCCGGAAAACAAGCUUCACGUGAAGUUCGCGGAGCACGUGGUGUGCGAGGACGAGUUCAAGUACGCCCUUUUGGCGAACAAUUGCACGUGUCCUGGUGCAUCGACCUUAGUCACACUUUUGCUGCACACUUCCAGAGGACAGGAAGGUCAGCAAUCGCAGGAGGAAUGGCAGAGGCUCUACGGUAAAUGUUCUGGAAACGAGAUUUACCACAUUAUUCUCGGCGAUUCUCGGUUUUUCGGCGAGUACGAAGGCAAAUCCUUCACUUACGCGUCCUUCCACAGUCACCGUAAAUAUGGGGUGGCGCUGGUCGCUGUCAGACCGGCGGAACUUCCGGAAUUUUACGAGGACACCAUUCUCUUAAAUCCGGGUCCGCGUCACAUAAUGAAGAAAACCGACACCUGCUACUAUAUGAGCAUCACGAAGGAGGAGAACUCCGCGUUCGUUGUGGCGAACAAUCAAACCGUGGCGGAGGGUAUGCAGGUAAUUACCGAGACGAAAACCGACAACACCGGUACGGCGGGGAACACAACGGCGAACAACAAUUCCACGAUAAAUUCUGGAACCAGCGCUGGAGUGACGACGACCACCACCACGAUAUCGACCAGCUGUACGAUCGCCGGCGGUGAUGGGAACGGUACAGCAAAUAAGCCCGGUGCCAACGAGCACCGUCGCUAUUCCAACAGUUGUAACAAUGCGCUGAACGAUACAGCUUGCUGCAGACAGGAGACGACCUGUACGGGGCCCCGUGGACAGAACGUGCACGGUACACAGGCUCACAGGGCCCCACAGGUUAUUUUGCAGGUCCUCCCUAGCACGCCCACACCACUCGAACACCACAACAUAUUCGCAUCCGAUGUCCACCCAACGUACCUCGAUCCCGGCGGAUUCGGAGAUUCACGGCAAUGCCUGAAAGAUGGAGGAUCCACGCCACAGACGCCAAUCACAGGGAAUCAUUUAGACGUUCCACGAUCCAUGGAUCCAAAUCCUAAUCUACUCAGUCCGGAGAUUCUUACUCAAAGAAGAGGGAGCAGAAGACCAAGCAUCCUGCCUGUGCCAGACAUGCUGACAAGCUCGACCUUGCAUCUUCCUGGUCAAGAGUCCUUGGACCACGAAGGUGACGAGUCCGAGGAUGAAAUGGACGACGACGUCCCAUGGAGAUCGCCUAGCGAAAAGAUCGCGAUCGUCAAGGGAUUUCCACCCGUUUCACCCUUCAUUGGCGUCUCGCCAACGUUAUGUUAUCUACUAAAAGAAAAGAAACCUCUUUGUUGCCUUCAAUUGGCACAGGUUUGUCAGCACUGUUCUUACAGAAACGCGAAAGAGUACAAUUGGCAAAACAAGACUAUAAUUCUAGCUGCUGAUUACGCAAGCAACGGGAUCUACAACUUCAUAAUUCCCUUAAGGGCGCAUUUCAGGUCGAAAACCUCGCUGAAUCCGAUCAUUCUUCUGCUGGAACGAAAACCGGAAAUUGCGUUCCUUGACGCGGUGUCUUACUUUCCUCUGGUGUACUGGAUGCGGGGAUCCAUCGACUGUUUGGACGACCUCCUUCGCGCUGGUAUCACCCUGGCGGAAAAUGUCGUCGUCGUAAACAAGGAACUCAGCAAUUCCGCGGAGGAAGAUACCUUGGCUGACUGUAACACUAUCGUCGCGGUGCAAACCAUGUUCAAAUUUUUUCCAAGUAUAAAGAGCAUAACGGAACUGUCGCAGUCGAGCAACAUGCGUUUCAUGCAGUUUAGGGCCCACGACAAGUAUGCCCUUCACCUCAGCAAAAUGGAAAAGAGAGAAAAGGAAAGAGGCUCCCAUAUAUCGUACAUGUUCCGAUUGCCUUUCGCUGCUGGCAGUGUCUUCAGUGCCUCCAUGCUGGACACUCUCCUGUACCAAGCAUUUGUGAAGGACUACAUGAUAACAUUCGUGAGGUUGCUGCUGGGUGUCGACCAAGCUCCAGGAUCUGGCUUUCUAACAUCGAUGAAAAUAACGAAGGACGACAUGUGGAUCAGAACCUACGGCAGGCUGUAUCAGAAACUCUGCUCGACGACGUGCGAGAUCCCGAUUGGCAUUUACAGGACGCAGGACACCACCGUAUCGGACACGUCUCACGGCGACUCAGACGCGGAGAGCGACGCCGGCGUCGGCGUGACGUACAAGGUGCGUCAUUCGGCGGCAGCAUCGUGCCUUGCGAAUUGCGCCACCCGCGACAAGGGUGCUUCAGCCUAUUCCGUGAGCCUCGGCGACGAAGCCCGCGACAAUCACGCCCAGCAAAUCGAGAGGGCCGAGAUCGCGAACCUGGUCCGUUCCCGGAUGGAGUCGCUGAACCUGCCAGUGGCCGACUACGACGACGUCUCGGAGAAACGGAACAGUCUGUCCUACGUGAUCAUCAACCCCAGCUGCGACCUGAAGCUCGAGGAGGGCGACAUCGUCUACUUGGUGCGGCCCAGCCCGUUCUCCGCUCAGAAAACGUUCGAGAGGCACAACUCGCGACGGAAGAGCAACAUCAGCUUCUGCUCAGCCCAGCUGGUGUCGCAGAUGAGCGCGGCGGUGGCUUCGGCAGGCCUGCCCGGUGCUGGAGCAGGAAGCCGUCGAGGAUCGGGGAUAGGUUUGCCCAGGGCUCCUCCACUGGGCACCACCAAGUCGAACUCGCUCUCCUUACCCGAUAGCCCUACAGUGGCUGGCACGUUGCGCGGCCGGUCGAACUCCCUCAGAGUGGUCGACGACAUUCUGCUCAGACGCAGCAACUCGCUGAGACAAGGGCUCACGAUGAGCAGGAGGAAAAGCAGCCUGGAGGACAUAGGUCUGGGCGCGUUGUCGCAUCCCUCUAAUCACAACCCGAUCAAGAUCGCGCUGAACGGAUCCAUCGGUCUGGAAGUGACUCCGCCCGAGGAGUGCUCGCAGGCUAUGGGCGCAAGCAACACGGGCAUCCUGGACGUCGGACUGCCGUCCAUGCCAGAGCUGACCGCUGCCCUCAGCUCGAACCUUGGCACCGGUCUGGGCGGCUCCCUCGGCGGUCUCUACGACCCACCGAGCCUACAGUAUCCCAUGGGAUCGCCGUCGCAGUCGCCGCAGAUCCCUAGCGGCACGCAGGAUCCUCAGCACAUACAAGGGACGAUCGUAUGAUAUAACCUUAUGUGGGGACGCAGGCUCUCCGGCGUGGUUCGAAACAAAUGGCUGUAAGCGUUCCCACAUUAUACGUCAAGAUCACUCUAAUGGGUGUCGCGAUCGCGUUGUCCGCGGCAUCCCGACUAACGACGAAUCAGGACUCGCUCGUGCUGUCUACUGUUCGUGUCAGGAGAGUUGGUAGUCUGGCACGGAUAGCAGGAAGUGGUAUUCGGUAGUUGAAGAGCGAUUGGUCAGGUGUAGUCGAUUAUACAAACGUGAGAGGUUUGUUACGGAAAUGGUACGAGUCUACUUUUGUUGAAAUUGUUACAAUUUCAAAACAUUCAAAUAUGAGCUUUUCGCUAUCCAAUUGCUCUCAAAUUUUGUGGAAAUUAAUUCCGAAGCUAAUCUCCAGCGGUGUUCAAGACGUUUUCUCUGGGGUUAGCUUUUACUGGUGGAGUUUAAUACAACACCACUAAGAGUGCAACCCUUAACAGGUUGACUGCCAGACUAAUACUCUUGAACAUUUCUACGGUGAUCAAGUUUUGUUUUCAGACUAUUGGAAGCUACACAAUCAAACAUUUAUAGUGGUAUUUAUUUUUAUAACUUCAUCGAAGUUUAAGAAUUUCAUUCAAAUUUAUUUUCUUUAGCACUUAACAUUCAGGAUUAAUUUUGUUCGUUCUGCAGUGAAAAGCACCGUCACCCAUACAGUCAGUCCCAUAAAUAUCCGUAACCUCUAUGUCUGUUAAAGAAAUCUGUUUAAAUUAAAUUUGUUUAAAUUAAAUAGUAGGUUUGAUGUUUGAUGAUUUAUAUAUCAAGCGAUAUCAAAACUAUUAUAUAAUUUAGUCAAACUUCUUCGAUAGACACAGAGGGUACGAAUAUUUAUGGGAUCGACUGUAUAUGGGUGACAAGGGUUUACACUGAGGAAUAAAUAAAUUAACUCUGAAAGUGAGGUGUUGACAAAAAUUAAUUUGUAUAUGACUAGUAAGUUCUAAAGAGAUCGCAAAAGCAAAUACUACCACAGGUGUAAUAUUACGUCAUUCUUCAAUUGUAUAGAAACAAAACUUCAGCUCCAUACGAAUUUUCACGAUUGAGAGUACUAACAUAUAUUCACGCCAGAAUAGGGCGAUGCUAACCGAACUUUUAGACAAGGAAAUGUCGAUAGCACGAGUGAGCCUUUAGGUGGGACUGAACGGUGGCAACUAUCAUGGAUAGUGAGACGGCCGGAGAGCAAGGUGUUUCAGUGACACUUGGAAGACACGGUGACCGGGACCGAUUAGCACCGGUGAGCACCUAGACGAAUUUUUUUACUCUGUUCCUUGCAUAGUUUCAAUUAGCCACGCAAUGACGGUAUUCAUUUAUGCGAACUCGGGGACCUAAACGCGGCGUCGUAGAGUCGCGACUGUGAUACGCCAGAACGCUGGAUUUAUUUGCGCGCGUCGGCAGGGCUGAGCUUUGCUAUUCGCUUUGAGUGAUUAGGUAACUCUGACAAAUAAUUAAUCGGAUGAAGGGGUUGUAAGAAUGAAAGGGGUGACUUGAUCUCUCUGAUAGUCCGUUAUGUUCCUCUUCUUAAUUAGUUAUUCUUUCUCGAUUCAUUUAGCGACGUACCUUUUUUUAAUUAAUGUUAGAGUUAAUGUCUGUACCUCAGAGGGAAGCUAUAUUAAAUUUGGAAAAUUGAAUCUUUGAAUUAACAGUGAAGGAUAUAACAUUACUCGAGUGUCUUAUGUAAAUUUUCAAAAUGAACCGACAUAGUUUACUUCAAAUGAAUACAGCUACAAUCUCUUGACAUUUUGAACAUCUCCGAGUGACAAUUGAAUAUCGAAAACAAAACUUGAACGAAUUUUCAAACCGACCCAAUAGCAAAUCAAUUAUUUUACUAUCUCUCACAAGUCGCGUGUCACAAGCGAAUGGAACAAAGACUGAAUAAUUCUUUGAUCGGAGGUUUCAGUUCUAGCAACGCCCAGCCUUGUCGACGUGCAGUCGUUUCAUCGAAGCUACGAUACUACUUUAGCGAUAAUUCUCUCUACGUAGAUAGUACAAACACACUUUCCGAGCAAUCUGAUUUCAAUUUGUUGCCGGAUAUCGAAGAGAUCGCGCGCUGUUGCGAGUUUUAUUUAAAAGUAUCCCAUUGAUAACAUUGCGGUGUGUGCGUAGUGGGCGUACGUUCUUAAAACGUUUUGCUCUCUAGUCGGCUCUUGCGUCUCGACCUCCGUACAUCCGAUCGAAUUAUUCGUAGCGAUCCAGAUGAUCGUUAGGACGGGCUAGAUCACAGCAUGCGCGAUGGUUCAUGCCAAAGGUCCAGUAACGCAAUUGAUAAAUUCGAGACGAUUACAUUUGUAGAAUAAAGAAACGAAAGUGGUGGCGAUGGGACAAGAGUCUCUUCCAGGUUCUUCGAUGAUUUCAUUUGCGCUUGGUAUUUUCUUGUUUAUUUUUCAAAUAGAUUUUAGCCAUGAUGCUUCUUCAAACAUAUUUAACAUAAUUACUAUAUGUGACAUACUUGUGAAUGAUACAAUUUACAUAAAAAUCAAAGGUUAAAUAAUUAAAGUGUGCAUAUUGACUCGUACUUCGUAAUAUAGACAAAAAGAGGAUGAUUUCUGAUGCAAAAGUACGUAAAAGAUGUAAAAUUAAAUUUUCUUCAGCUACUAACGUCGUACAAUACAAAUUUCUUUAAUAUCAUACGUUUCAAAUAUUUCACAUUUACAAGUAUUAAUUUGGAAACAUAUAGAAGUGUUCUUUCGCAUAAUGUAAUUAUUGUUAACGUUCAAAAAUAUUACGAAAAAAGGAAAUAGUUUUUCCAAAGGUCUCCAAGACUAGUAAAAUUAAACAAAUGAAAAAUUUGUACGCUCAGCAGACAUUAAUUUACUUAGUUCAAUCAUGCUUGUAACGUUACCAAAGAAAGGGAUUCUUGUCCCUCGUCGAAUGUCAUAUUUUCUCGAGGUAGCUAACGUGUGUAGGCGAAAAACGUGAAGUAUUUCCCUAGCGCAAGCCCCGAAUUCUUACGUAGGGUCUCGUUCCGCGGAUGAACGCGAAAUAAUUUUAUACUAGAACAAAUUUACGACGAGAGUAUAUUAUAUAAAUAUAUGAAAUAUAUGACCAUUUUAAUCAUAUCACGCGAGAGAGAGAGAGACACACCAACCGAGGUCGAAAUCAUUAUAUCGUGCGUGUGUAGGACGACGUGGACAUUAGACGAGUACUAGGAGUACCGAAUCGAGGUUUCAGGACUAAUUUAGGAACAGAACUCGCUUCCACGCGGAUAAUUGAAAUCCCCGCGAAUCCGUCGUGGUCUUGGUAACUCUCUGUUCGCCGUUUACAAGACGCGAAAGAUAAUCGAUUAUAUCGAGAAUGUAGUGCGAUUCUACCGAAAGAAGGUUACUACGUGAACUCCGUUUUCUUCUCUUCUGUUAGUUUACAAAAAAAAACAAGCAGUCUUAUCCGUACAAUCUUAUCAAAGUUUUCAAGUACGUCGUUUGUUGAGAAGAAAUCGUUUUAUUCUUAGCGACGAAAGAGCAAAAAUGUUUCGACAAUCCGUUCAAUCAGUUAGUUAAACGUAAGACGUCGUUUAGACUCAGAGAUGUAUCUAUUUGUUGACUCGACGCUUCGAGCCAGACGCAAUCGUUUCUCGACCAAUUUACACGUUUUCCCGACCAAACGUCGUCUUUUCGAGUACCUGCUUUGAUGCUGCUUCCGCUAUGCCCCCACAGGUUUGGCGAUUCAAUUAUCAACGCUCGGAUUGGUUUCGCUUUGUGGUCCACAAUGAAAAUAUCACCAAACGUGACGAGCAUUCUCGAGGAAGAUGAAUUUAAAGUCGCGCGAAGUUCGAUCGAAUUCACACAGAACAGAGAUAGCACUACAAAAACGUAAUCCCAAACCUAUUACCCCCUUCAUAAAAAUUAAAUACUAUGAUAAAUGGUAGAUUAUCUGAUUUUCAAUUGUCUCGAGGUAACAUUUGAACCGUCCAGAAAUAAUCACGAAUUUUAAGUCUGGCAAUUUUUGGAUCACAACUGAAUCAAAAUUAGUUUUUACUGCUAUAUUACAAUUGAAUUGUGAUUAAUUCAUCGAAACAAAAUAUCUGCAGUUUUCAUUGCGACACACAGCGAAACGAAUCUCGAUAGAUCUCCUUCGAUCCCUAUAAUUUACAUAUUCCUUAUUCUAUUUAACCUAAAUACUAAUGGAUUCUCGUGGCAGCUUGCCUCGAAUUCGAAGACGCGCCGCGAGCAUUUACAUUGUCUCUUAAAUAUUUCUCUGGCCCGCUCUCUGCAUCUUUAACUUUCUCUCCUUCAUUAACUCUCUGUCUUUCUUACCUUGAUUAGAGUAACGAAACCCGUCCCGACCACGAAUGUCUAUUACCUUCGUUGACGUUGGUGACUCGUGGAGUUUUGUACAUAUUUCACAGACAGCCGAGCUAUUUUUCAGAGAUAGAAACGAUGAUAUUCUAUAGUCUACGAUGGAAUGUGGUUUGUUUAAUCCGCGUCGAAGACCUUCGUGUUCUCUGAUCCCAAAAGCGAUUUGUUUCGAGAAACUGAGACGUGAAUGUUUGAGUGAAGCGACAGGGAAGUACGACUGGAAAGCGACAUUCAAUUUAACGGAGAUGAUCCGAGUGAAUAUUGACUGUACACUAUAGCUUCGUAAUCCUCUGUAAUCCGACGUUGAUGUGUUGAACACGUAGCUCUAGUUUCGAGAUUUAAACAAAUGGAUUUUCUUAUUUUCGAAUUUUUCUAAAGGUAUAAGUUCUGAAGACAUUAGCAAUGAUUUAGAACUAAAUCCCUUCCAAAGUCAUUUCUCUCAACUUUCGAAAUAUAUUGAUCAAUAAUCUUCAAUUGUAUUUAUAUUUAUAAUUGCAACAUAUUUCAAUUAAUCAACGAGUCAGGUUAUACAGGAUUAAAUUAAGAAUGCACGGUCUUCAAUAUUUGUGCAACGAAAUUGCGAAGUGCAGUUUACGCACAGACACGGUUCGAACAGAAAUAACAAAAUCUCGACGCAACGUACUCGCAUAAAAUUACGAGUUACGAUCGAAUCUCGCAUUCGUCGACUUCAAAAGAAUGACGCGACGUCUCUGCCGACUCAACGAUCGAAGAAAAAUAACGAAACGAGGAGAACAAUAAAAACAAGAACGCGGAAACUGUAGUUAAGGGAAACAAAAGAUUAAUCGAAAUUAUUUAAAGGACUAACAAAGACGUUGUUCCAACAGUGUACAUAGAUUAAUUGCCAUAGGAUCGAUCGAAAACCAAUGUGACCUGAAAUUAAAGCGAAUAGCGUGUUGUUACGGCGCGUUGUCGUUUACUACACCUACGUGAAAGUGAACUGUUACGAGUGUACGUGAGGUAUCCUAAGUAGGAUCGAAAUCAAUUGAUCGCUCGUGGCUAAUGAGAGGUUGUCCCACUCCUUCGCUCGAAUCUGCUUCCACUCUGUCUCCCCUCUAAUUUGACUUAUUGAAGAUUCUCACACAAUCUCUACAAUCGAUUUUUAUAUCGGGAAAAAGGAUUUUGAGGUUUUUUUUUUUAAGUUUAUUACAAAAGUAAUUAUAAAGUAAUUAGGUAAUUACUACCCAACUCCGUGCAGAUAGGCGUUAGAACUUCGAGCGACCAUUUGCGUUUGAUCCAACUACAAUAUUCUGAAAUAAGCGAGUAAUUGUCACAUGGUACUGUUUACAUUUGUAUAAACAUUAACGAAACCGUAGGACGCAAAACUGGCGUCCACGAUGGAUAUUGAAAUUUUCUAUUACAAAGAAGAAUAAAUUAACGAUUAAUUGGAACAGAGAUGAGCAAAAUCUUGAUCGAGUAACAGACGAAUUUAAAAAUACAGUGUGUAAUAGCGAUUAACUAGCGACGUUCAUUUGAUUGAACGGUCUUACAUUGAAUGUUUACAUGAAACAGCUUCGUUCAAUUAUUAACAUCGUUCGACAUAUCCUGUAUGCUUUCAUUUUAUAAUUUCAAAUUUCCAUUUUUAUUUGACAAAUAACGUGUAGUGGUAUAUUUUUUAUCCGUUAUUGGAAAUUUGUAUCUAGAUGAAGAUUUUGCCCGGCUCUGAAUCGGAACAAACGCUACCAUGUAAACGUAAAAAUAAAUGCGAUGCGAUCUAAACGUGUCGCAAUAUACCACUAUGUUACCAAUGAAGGUUAAUAUACGAUAAUAUUAAGGAAC
This is a messenger RNA of Hylaeus volcanicus, 12302 nucleotides long. RefSeq names its product potassium channel subfamily T member 2 (gene SLO2). Gene Ontology annotation, biological process: potassium ion transport. Bases 1744 to 6183 code for a protein of 1479 amino acids. Gene Ontology annotation, cellular component: membrane. The record is from RefSeq and is a predicted model, not a curated record. The transcript has 23 exons. Lineage: Eukaryota; Metazoa; Arthropoda; Insecta; Hymenoptera; Colletidae. Gene Ontology annotation, molecular function: intracellular sodium-activated potassium channel activity.